GCGCGUUGCUGCCCGGAGGCUCCUGAGGCACGGCCAGGCGGCUUGCGGCCCCUGCGCCGGAAGUGAGCUGUUCCGAGGCGCCGCCGGGAGCUGCCACGUCCGAGACCUGGAGCAACCACCGCCGCAGUCAUGGUGUCAGUAAUUAACACUGUGGAUACCUCCCAUGAGGACAUGAUUCAUGACGCCCAGAUGGACUACUAUGGCACCCGCCUGGCAACCUGCUCAUCAGACAGGUCUGUCAAAAUCUUCGAUGUGCGCAAUGGAGGGCAGAUCCUCAUCGCCGACCUCAGGGGUCAUGAGGGUCCUGUGUGGCAAGUGGCCUGGGCUCACCCCAUGUACGGCAACAUCCUGGCAUCAUGCUCCUAUGACCGGAAAGUCAUUAUCUGGAGAGAGGAAAAUGGCACCUGGGAGAAGAGCCACGAGCACGCGGGACACGACUCCUCAGUGAACUCAGUGUGCUGGGCCCCCCAUGACUACGGCCUGAUCCUGGCCUGUGGGAGCUCAGAUGGGGCCAUCUCUCUGCUGACUUACACCGGGGAAGGACAAUGGGAAGUGAAGAAGAUCAACAACGCUCACACCAUUGGCUGCAAUGCCGUCAGUUGGGCCCCUGCUGUUGUACCUGGAAGCCUUGUAGACCAGCCAUCGGGGCAGAAACCCAAUUACAUCAAGAAGUUUGCAUCAGGUGGCUGUGACAACCUCAUCAAGCUGUGGAAGGAGGAGGAGGACGGCCAGUGGAAGGAGGAGCAAAAGCUGGAAGCGCACAGUGACUGGGUUCGAGACGUGGCCUGGGCUCCCUCCAUCGGCCUGCCCACCAGCACCAUCGCCAGCUGCUCCCAGGAUGGUCGUGUGUUCAUUUGGACCUGUGAUGAUGCCUCAGGCAAUACGUGGUCCCCCAAAUUGCUGCACAAGUUCAAUGAUGUCGUGUGGCAUGUGAGCUGGUCCAUCACAGCCAACAUCCUGGCCGUCUCCGGUGGAGACAAUAAGGUGACCCUGUGGAAGGAGUCGGUUGAUGGGCAGUGGGUGUGCAUCAGUGAUGUCAACAAGGGCCAGGGCUCCAUGUCAGCGUCAGUCACAGAGGGCCAGCAGAACGAGCAGUGACAAGACAGGUAGGGCCUGGCUUCCCACCCGCCAGCUCCAGGACUGCCCCUUCCUGGGCCAACUGACCAAACAAUUGGGAAAAGCCCCCAACUCCAACAGGAUCAUUUUCCCAGGAGUUACAGAUGCAGCCACAGAUUGAUCAUCUGCCUUAACAUGAUCAGAGAUUCAGAGAUGCUUUGUAAUCUACCAUCCAGCUGAAAGCACUCAUGAAGAAACUACAAAUGAUGUUCAAAUCUAUUUUAAACUAUUUUGGGCCAUUUUUAUGUACGUUUGGGUUCAGGCAUUAUUUGGGGGGUUUUGUUUCCAAAGUAACUAAGUAAAGUCAUAUUGCUU
Messenger RNA from Saimiri boliviensis boliviensis (Bolivian squirrel monkey), 1431 nucleotides. It is a transcript of the gene SEC13, whose product is annotated as SEC13 homolog, nuclear pore and COPII coat complex component. Gene Ontology annotation, cellular component: COPII vesicle coat; nuclear pore outer ring. Gene Ontology annotation, biological process: protein import into nucleus; positive regulation of TOR signaling; COPII-coated vesicle budding. Gene Ontology annotation, molecular function: protein binding; structural molecule activity. NCBI's taxonomy places the organism in Eukaryota, Metazoa, Chordata, Mammalia, Primates, Cebidae. The record is from RefSeq and is a predicted model, not a curated record.